ACCAGGAAUUAAACCCACAACCUUUGGUUACAGGACGACCUCCAAACACUGAGGCCCCGGCCAGGGCGCCUCUGGUUUAAUGUCUUUCUCAUUGGGCUCAGCUCCACAGGGCACAUGCCCCGCAUGUGACACGGCAUCUGAACUCAACAAACAAAGCACAAAGGCAGGCUGGCCUCGGCCAACACAGCGCCAGGGAAUCAGAAAGGCUAGCAAGGACAUGGCAAGCACCAUCCACCCUGUCUUGGUGACGGCCUGCUGGGAAUGCCUCCAGCUCCCUACAUCCUCCUUCCGGACCCUGGCCUCACUGGCCUCCCUGCCGCCAUCACAAUGGCCGGAGCGCUCCUGGCCGGGGCCUCUGUGACAUCAACCCGGCUCAGCCCCAGCACUCAGAGUCCAGGUGCGAGGGCAGACAGACCCACCAUGAGCAGCCUCCUCCCCCACCCCUGCUCACCAUGCGGACCCUGAAAUGGACCUUGUUCCUGCCCAUGUGCCUAUCUUGCGGCUACGCCUUUAUGUUUUCUUCUCUGAGGGAGAAUGUCAAAGCACCCCCUGGAAAGGUGCCUUGCGGAGGGCACUUCCGAAUUAGGCAGAACCUACCAGAGCACGCCCCAGGCUGGCUCGUCAGCAAGUGGCUCUGGCUCUUUUUUAUUGUUAUACUGUAUCUAAUUCUCAAGUUUCGAAGAGACCGUGAGAAGAUUAAGGAAAAGACCCCUCCUGGCCCUCGAGGCUCUUUGGUUCGUGCUGCACCGAAGAAGAACCAGUGUGCUAACCCCAGCAAAGACUACGCACUGCACACCUUAAACCAGCUCGAGAUGGACCUCGUGCAGUUCAUGUCCAAGGUGCGGAAUCUGAAAGUCGCCGUGGCAACUGCCGGUGACUACAAGGGGCAGAACUUUGAGAGGCCUGCAGACCCACAUAACAAUGUUACCAUCUACGAAAUAUGGGGCGAAGAAGACUACGAAUAACUGGAUUUGUGUGUCAAAAAGUAGGACAGGAAAGUCGAGGGUAGACACACCAUAUGCAAACUAAUAAAGCUGUUCUGAAGAAAAAUCUCAAAUCUGAGAUGUUUUCCCCUCUUCGCUUAAACCUGAAAAAAUAAAUGUGAGGCCAGUAGCCAUGGCCGUGGCCAUGAUGGUUUUGUUCUUUGGCCUUUCUUGCUUCCUCCAGGGUUGUGGUGGUGAGACGCCUGGCCAAGGGGCCAGGGCCGGAGAACAAGGUUUAGGAAAUUUGGGGUGUUACUAUCAUUUCCAUACUUGCUGUCUUUAUAUUAGCUAUUUGUGCAAAUGAUGGAACUGAUUAUCUUAUAAUUGAUUACAUUAUAAAGGACAACUCUAAUGAUGGGUGUAAUAAAAUGAUUAUAUUAGGGGUGUGUGUGUGUGUGUGUGUGUGUGUGUGUGCACGUGCGCAUGUGUGUGUGGCAGAUGAUGGUUUCUAGAAUCACUUGAUUUUCUUACCCCCAAAAGUCUUAUUCAUUUUAGCUCAUGAAGCAUUGACUGUCUUCUACCAAUUAGCAGUUACAUAUGUCCAAUUGAAUUAAGUAAAUGGAGAAUUGAUUCAUACUAACCAGGGCUCUGUCAAUUACUUGCUAUGAAUGUUCUUUAUAGUUCCCAUUAAAAUAUGGAUGUGUUGGCAUGUUACUAUGGCUAAUGGGAAGUACAUGUGCUUAAUACAGCUGUUAGGUUGGCUUAUGACCCCUUCUGCAGGCCACCCUGACUGUCUAUAGAUGCGCCGUGCAGGCCAGAGGAGCAGCUGAGGACUCAGGGCAAUUCCCUUCCUUCCGCCUUCCUUCCCACUACAGAAGGCUAAGUCCCGCCCUGGC
Messenger RNA from Myotis davidii, 1819 nucleotides. RefSeq names its product protein FAM209B. NCBI's taxonomy places the organism in Eukaryota, Metazoa, Chordata, Mammalia, Chiroptera, Vespertilionidae. The coding region runs from base 453 to 965 and encodes 170 amino acids. The transcript has 2 exons. The record is from RefSeq and is a predicted model, not a curated record.